AUGUUCACACAGUUUUUAAACGUUCCAGGCACCCCCGCCACUGAAGGUUUCAAGGUUUUGCUUCGGCAAUGCUUCUCCAAGAGUCAAACCCCCGAUCCCACCAACCAGAAAAUGUUCCAGAAAUUCAAAACCGUGGGCCUGCAACGUUGCUGCGACUGGCAAAUGCUGCAUACUCAUGCGACUUACCACGAUUCCUCCACGCCUCCUCUGCGACCUUCCACUUGCGUCCUGAAGCUGCGGGAAACACUCGGGGCCCGACUGGCCACCAUUGGCCUGGAACCACAGCGAAGUGCACUUUUUGGCGGGCUUUGCGCCAAUCAACAACCCUCACCAGGCGGGUCCCACGUGAGGUGUUGA
Molecule: messenger RNA, 357 nt
Organism: Histoplasma capsulatum G186AR
Lineage: Eukaryota; Fungi; Ascomycota; Eurotiomycetes; Onygenales; Ajellomycetaceae
Exons: 1
Coding region: 1-357 (118 amino acids)
Source: RefSeq, a predicted model, not a curated record